UACGGGAAGCCAUUUUUUCCUUGUGACCGCCUUUCAUCCGGUCCACGCGGUUCUCAUCGCUCGUGCACCCGAGGAGAUCCUGACGUUAAUCAGGAUUUUGUAUAUUUGUUGAGGCCGGUUAAUUCAUUGGAGUCUUCCAGCUUCAUUGUUUCAUGUGUCAAAGUGCCAUUGGCAGGAGAAUUUCAUGAAAAUGGCGAGAUAUGGGCAGCGUCCCGAGAACGCCCUGAAACGGGCCAAUGAGUUCAUUGAGGUGGGAAAACCAGCGAGAGCUCUCGACACUCUCCAGGAAGUCUUCCGUAACAAAAAAUGGACGUACAGCUGGUCGGAGUCGGUUUUGGAGCCGAUAAUGUUCAAGUACUUGGACCUCUGCGUGGAAUUGAAAAAAUCUCACAUAGCAAAAGAGGGUCUGUUCCAAUACCGAAAUAUGUUUCAAUCAGUGAACGUCGGAAGUUUGGAGAAUGUUAUUCGUGGAUACCUGCGGAUGGCAGAGGAGAAGACAGACGCUGCGAGAAAACAGAGUCAACAAGCAGUAGUUGAUAUCGAUGAUCUGGAUAAUUUGGCGACUCCAGAGAGUAUUCUCCUGUCAGCAGUGAGUGGAGAGGAUGCACAGGAUCGAAGUGAUCGAACCAUUCUCACACCGUGGGUGAAAUUCCUGUGGGAAUCCUAUUGCCAGUGCCUGGAGCUCCUCAGAACGAACGCUCACGUGGAGACUCUCUACCACGACAUCGCAAGAAUGGCCUUUCAGUUCUGCCUGGAGUACAACCGAAAAACAGAAUUUCGAAAACUCUGCGAGAAACUCCGGAAGCACCUGGAGGAGAUCUGCAAGCUCCCCCAGCUGGUCUCAAAUGUCUCCAUGAAUAAAGCGGAAACCCAGCAGCUGAACCUGGAGACACGCCUGAUCCAACUGGAUUCAGCUAUUCAGAUGGAACUCUGGCAAGAGGCUUACAAAGCCACCGAGGAUAUCCACGGGCUCAUGAAUCUCUCUAAGAAGCUCCCAGUCCCCAAGACGAUGGCAAAUUACUACCAGAAAUUGGCGAUGGUCUUCUGGAAGGCUGGAAACUAUCUGUUCCACGCAGCAGCUCUCUUCAAACUUUUUCAGCUGUCCAAAGAGAUGAAAAAGAACAUGUCCCCAGACGAGCAGCAGCGAAUGGCAAACAGAGUCCUCCUGGCGACACUCUCAAUUCCUCUGCCAUCAGCCCAUCCCGAAUUCGAUCGAUUCAUCGAGACUGAUAAAUCUCCUCUGGAAAAAGCACAAAAACUGGCUAUUCUUCUUGGUCUUAGCCAGCCACCAACUCGUGCAUCACUUCUCAGAGAUAUUGUACGUCUCAAUGUCGUUAAUUUGGCAUCACCCCAGCUCCAGGACCUCUACUCCUGGCUGGAGGUCGAUUUCCAUCCUCUGGAGCUUUGCUCACGCGUGCAAUCUGUCAUCCAGACACUUCAGGUCGAUGAAACGAGUACUCUCGCUCAAUACGUUUCAGCACUCCAGGAUGUAACACUCGUUCGUCUUGUACACCAGAUAUCUCAAGUUUAUCAGACAAUUCAAUUCGCACGUCUUAUUGAACUCGCUAAAUUCACGACAGCUUUUCACCUGGAGCGUCUUCUCGUGGACUGCGUUCGUUACAACGACAUGCAAAUAAGAAUUGAUCAUGGAAAGCGUUGUAUUCACUUUGGAGUUGAUCUCAGUGAGGCACAGCGUGAAGAUCAUCCUGAUGGACCUGUCCUCCAGGCAAUGCCCUCAGAGCAAAUUCGCUGUCAACUCGUCAAUAUGGCAACUGUCCUGCAUCGUGCCAUCAACGUUAUUAAUCCAAAUAAACGUAAACAGGAACGUGAGAAGCUGAGAAAUGCGAUGGUUACACUCUACCACGAGACCAAGAGCAAGGAGCACCAGAGAAUUCUCGAGCGACAGGUGAUUAUUGAGCAGCGUAAAGAGUAUAUUGAGCGUGUCAAUACAAUUCGCGAGGAGGAGGAGAUGAGGAGGCAGGAGGAACUCCAUCGACAGCAGCUGAUGGCAGAGCAGAAACGCCUGGAGCAGGAGCGUGAAGAGAGGGAGCGUAAACGCCAGCAGAGUGAGAUCCAGCAGAUCAAGGAUCGUCAUCUCAAAGAGAAGAUGGAUCAGAUAUCGAAGACGAGUCAUGGACAGAAGGUCCUGAAGAAACUCGAUGAGGACGAGAUAAAGAAGCUGGAUGCUGAGCAAAUAGCUGCGAGAGAGGCUGAGGAGUUGCAGAAAGAACGUCGUGAGAUGCAGCAGAAGCUCAAGUCCCAGGAGAAGAAGGUGGAUUACCUGGAGCGUGCCAAGAGAAUCGCUGAGAUUCCACUCCUGGAGAAGGCUGUGGAGGAGCAGCAGGAGUUGGCUAAGCAGUGCUGGGAGCAGCAGGAGGAGGAGAGAAUUCUGGCUGCUAUUGAGGAGCGCAACCAGGCUGUCGCGACUCGGGAGAGAAUGCUCAAGAUGAAGGAAGACGCUGAGGUAUUCCUCUCGAAGAUUCUCUCAGAGAGGAAGAACGUUUACCUGGAGAAACUCGUGGAGUUCGAGGCGAAGUUCAGUGAGGAGAGGAUUAUACGCCUGAUGGAGCGAAGAGUGGAGAGAAAAGCGGAGAGACGGGAGAAGUGGGAGAGGGAGAAGGCUGAGGCAGCUGAGAGGAAGUAUCAGGAGGAAUUGAGGAUUAAGCAGGAGGAGGAGAGGAAGAAAAUGGAGGAGGAGAGGGCAAAGAGGGAGGAGGAGGACAGGAUCAGAAGGGAGGAGGAGGCUGCCAAGGAUGCUGAGAGACUGGAGAAAUUGGCGAAACAGGCGGAGAUCAUCAGGGCUAAGGAGAUGGAGAUCGAAAAGAAACUCGAGGAGGAGAGGCGUAAGAAUAUGGAGCCAUCGACUUGGCGGCGAGGAGAUAAUGCGGAUCGCGAUAGGGGUAGAAGUGAUCGUGGGGGAUUCCGUGAGAGGGAGAGGGAGAGGGAAAAGCCUGUGGAGAUGUCAUCCUGGAGGAGUGAACCCAGGGAGGAGCCCAAGCCCAGGGUGGAGGAGGAUAGAAAGCGCAGGGAUGAUGAGAGGGCUAGCAAGUGGGGAGGAUUCUCCAAGGACAAGGAUUCCAGAUUCGAUAAAGGACCCACUCGCACUAUGGGUAGUAACUGGAGGCGUGGCGAUGAUCGAAGGGAUGAUAGACGCGAUGGGGAUGAUCGCAGAGAUGACAGGAGGGAUUUUAGAAGGGAGGAUAGACGGGAUGAUAGAGUCGCGGAGAGGGGCCCACCGAAACGAGCUGAAGGUAUGAGACGACCCGAGGAUGACAGACCCAGGUAUCAACGAUCUUCUGCGUCUACUGAGGGCUCAUGGAGGACCAGGGAUAAUCAGGAUUCUCCACGCGAGCAACCGAGCAAGCGGGAUGACAGAGAUGAUCGUGAUCGUCGGGAGGAAAAACCGAAACGCGAGGAGCGACGAGAGACAGCAGAAGACGACGGCUGGUCGCGCGUAGUCAAACGCUAAAAAUCUGAUAGAAAUUAUCUCAUUUAUUAAUACUGAGGAAGGAAAAGUAAUAAAAUUCAAAUAAUCUUUACGAUAAUUGGUCUGAGCAACUGGGAAUUACAGGGGUUUCGAUUGUUUUUUUUUUCGGAGCUUUGGGAUUAUCGGAGACCACAAAAUCAUUUUCUACUGCCAGACUUUUUACUUUUAGUAAUGAUGCAGGAGUGCGGAUGUAUAGGUAUUUGAAUUUCAUCGAUUUUUUUUUUCACUUUUAUUUCGAAUUGAGUAUUAUUUUAAAAUCAAAUUCAAUGGACUUUUCGUGCUUUGUAAUAAAUGAGAUACAGUGACCGGAAAAAAUUAAGUUUAAUUGAAGGAGGGAAUUAUGUAUGUGAGCAAUGAGGUGUUAUGUUGCUAGUUCGGCGCACCUCUAUUAAUAAAGUUCUCUUGUAUCUGAA
Fopius arisanus is the source of this 3900-nucleotide messenger RNA. RefSeq names its product eukaryotic translation initiation factor 3 subunit a (gene eIF3a). Gene Ontology annotation, molecular function: translation initiation factor activity; mRNA binding. The record is from RefSeq and is a predicted model, not a curated record. Gene Ontology annotation, biological process: formation of cytoplasmic translation initiation complex; translation reinitiation. Bases 185 to 3469 code for a protein of 1094 amino acids. Gene Ontology annotation, cellular component: multi-eIF complex; eukaryotic translation initiation factor 3 complex, eIF3e; eukaryotic translation initiation factor 3 complex, eIF3m. The transcript is spliced from 2 exons. NCBI's taxonomy places the organism in Eukaryota, Metazoa, Arthropoda, Insecta, Hymenoptera, Braconidae.